GGAGACGCCGCCGAGUCAUCGGCAGAGCCGCCGGAGAUUCCCUGUGGACAUGAAGACUUUGGCCAUCGCUGUCGCCCUCGUGGCGUUUGUAGGAGUCAGUGUGAGCGGAGAUCCUGAAGCUGAUGCUGAGCCCAGCGCUAUGGAGGCGGCUUUGGAGGCCAUGGGGUAGUGUCCUACAGACCCGUGUACAAUAGCUACGGCUACGGACGCUGGAAGAGGAGUGCUGAGCCUGUAGCUGAGGCUGAGGCUGAGCCCGAGGCCGAUCCUUCCCGCUUCGGAUACGGGCAUGGCGGCUUUAGUCACGUGUCCUUCACCCGUAUACAGCAGCUAUGGCUACGGACGCUGGAAGAGGAGUGCUGAGGCUGAGCCUGUAGCUGAGGCUGAGGCUGAUCCCGAGGCCGAUCCUUCCCGCUUCGGAUACGGGCAUGGCGGCUUUAGUCACGUGUCCUUCAACCCGUAUACAGCAGCUAUGGCUACGGACGCUGGAAGAGGAGUGCUGAGGCUGAGCCCGGAUUCAGCUUCGGUCACGGCUUCGGAGGUCACGGCCGCUUCGGAGGCUACAGGGGCUAUGGAGGCCACGGCGGAAGCUUUGGUGGACAUGGGCGUUUCUACGGCUGAAGGGUUCUUUCCCAAGAUCAAUAAAGCUGAGCAAUUCUACACAGUGAUUCCUUUAAACAUACCAGACUUAUAA
Messenger RNA from Penaeus vannamei (Pacific white shrimp), 691 nucleotides. NCBI's taxonomy places the organism in Eukaryota, Metazoa, Arthropoda, Malacostraca, Decapoda, Penaeidae. The record is from RefSeq and is a predicted model, not a curated record.